AUGCAGAGAGAAAUUGAUGAUAUAAUCGGUGGAGAAGAAGCUUGGAAGAACGUUGAUUCAACCGACAUAACAUGUCCAAAGUGUAGCCACGGAAGGGCUUAUUUUAUGCAAGUUCAAACCCGCUCAGCUGAUGAACCUAUGACAACAUUCUAUAGGUGUUGUAAUCAAGAGUGUUCGCACAAUUGGAGGGAUUAAACAUGAGAAGUACAACAUUUUUGUAUAAUUUAAUUAAAAGCGUCGAUUUAAAUUUAAAAUUAAAAAUGGCGCAAAUAGUUUCCGUUAAUGAUAUUGAUGCUGUUCAAACGGCGAUAGAAAUUUUAAAAUCGGGUGAAGUAAUCGCUUUACCGACUGAUACAGUUUAUGGUUUAGCUUGUUGUGCCACAAACAUUGAAGCCGUUAAUAAACUGUACGAAAUUAAAGCUCGAAACGAAAAUAAACCUGUCGCAAUUUGCGUUGGACGUGAAAAAGAUGUUAAAAAAUGGGCGGAAGUUUCACAUUUACCAAGUGGAUUAUUAAAAUCAUUACUUCCCGGUCCGGUUACGUUAGUUUUAAAUUGUGCUAGAAAACUAGAUAA
Messenger RNA from Onthophagus taurus, 574 nucleotides. NCBI's taxonomy places the organism in Eukaryota, Metazoa, Arthropoda, Insecta, Coleoptera, Scarabaeidae. The record is from RefSeq and is a predicted model, not a curated record.